Messenger RNA from Protopolystoma xenopodis, 177 nucleotides. Lineage: Eukaryota; Metazoa; Platyhelminthes; Monogenea; Polystomatidea; Polystomatidae. The record is from the annotation of a GenBank genome assembly.
AUGGCAGGUAUGCACAUCGAAAACCGCGUAUAUGCCACUCUGUUGAACGGUUGUUCGGAUGCUGCCUUCAGCUUCGGUUCCUGGCGCGACCCCCACCCCGCCCUUGAAGGCGUCACAUGUUUCAUCUGUUUCAUCUGUUUCAUCACUACGGUCAGGCCACCUGAUCCAUCGGAAUAG